UCGGAAAGCCCCACAUUAUUUAUCCGAUUUUACUGAUGCGUCAAACCUUCAAUGUAUAGCAACUACUUGUUUUAUGUAUUUUGCACUGUUGGCCCCAAUUGUAACUUUUGGUGGUCUUCUUGAAGAAGCUACUCAUCAAAGAAUGUAAUGCAGAACUUAGCUAGCGGUGCGAUCUGUGGCAUCAUAUAUCACUUGUUCAGUGGCCAGCCUCUAACUAUAAUUGGCUCUACAGGUCCUGUACUUGUUUUUGAAACAACUGCCUUUGAUAUUUGCAAUAUUGCCAGAUAUGGGACAUGGAAAAUGUGA
Meloidogyne enterolobii is the source of this 306-nucleotide messenger RNA. The record is from the annotation of a GenBank genome assembly. Lineage: Eukaryota; Metazoa; Nematoda; Chromadorea; Rhabditida; Meloidogynidae.